Molecule: messenger RNA, 702 nt
Organism: Dioscorea cayenensis subsp. rotundata (Guinea yam)
Lineage: Eukaryota; Viridiplantae; Streptophyta; Magnoliopsida; Dioscoreales; Dioscoreaceae
Exons: 1
Coding region: 1-702 (233 amino acids)
Source: RefSeq, a predicted model, not a curated record
AUGGCAUCAAGCAGCAAUCAAUCUACUGGAGUUUCGGGACCAGCUGUACCUAUUUUUGAUGGUGAAGACUAUGACCUUUGGUGUCUUAUGAUGAAGACUUUGUUUAGAUCACAAGAUCUCUGGGAACUUGUGGAGAAGGGGUUGUCGGAGAAAGAAGAUGAAGCCAAGGUGAGGAAGAACAAGAAGAAGGAUGCCAAGGCGUUGUUCUUCAUACAACAAGCUCUCUCUCGACCCAUUCUUGCCCGAAUUGCCUCAGCAAACACAGCAAAUGAGGCGUGGGUUACUUUGAAGAAGGUGGUUCAUGGAAAUCCCAAGGUAGUGGUACAUCGAAGCUUCAAACACUCGAGGCAAGACUUUGAGAAUCUUAGGAUUAAGAACACAGAAACGGUUCAAAAUUACAUCACAAGGGUUGUAGACCUUGGAAACCAAAUGAAGAGCUUGGGAGAUACUAUUUCUGAAGCAAUGGUUGUUGGGAAGCUGUUAAGAAGCUUGGGACCCAAGUUCAACCAUGUUGUCACUGCCACUGAAGAGUCCAAGGACCUCACAAAGCUCACCAUGGAGGGUGUGAGUGGAUCUCUGAUCGCUCACGAAGGGUGUCUCCAGAGGUCGAGGAAGAGGUUACUCUCGUGGGAGAUUCUGAGGAAGAGGAAGAGGUCGAUCAAUAGAGAAUCGAUAGCAACAAGGGGACCAAAGAAGUUAUAG